This is a messenger RNA of Polypterus senegalus (gray bichir), 1599 nucleotides long. It is a transcript of the gene oaz1b, whose product is annotated as ornithine decarboxylase antizyme 1b. The record is from RefSeq and is a predicted model, not a curated record. NCBI's taxonomy places the organism in Eukaryota, Metazoa, Chordata, Cladistia, Polypteriformes, Polypteridae. Gene Ontology annotation, biological process: positive regulation of protein catabolic process. Gene Ontology annotation, molecular function: ornithine decarboxylase inhibitor activity. Gene Ontology annotation, cellular component: nucleus; cytoplasm.
GUGUUUUGAGACCCACGUAUCGUUCUGAACUGUUGUUACUGCUGCUGCAUUCCCAAGCCGAUCGUCGCUCUGCCGAGUCAACCCGCUUGGCUGUCACCGCACCGAGGCCGGAUGGUAAAAUCCAACCUCCAGCGCAUCCUGAAUAGUCACUGUUUUGCCCGAGAGAAAGAAGGAAAACAACAACCGUGCACCAUGGCUGCUUUAAGUAGUAGUAUCCAUGACAUGUUGGACAACUUGUCUCUUAACUGUAGCAGUACCCGUGGUCCAGGGCCUCUGUGGUGCUCCGAUGUUCCUCUCCCACCACUGAAGAUCCCGGGUGGGCGAGGGAAUGGUCAGAGGGAUCACACUCUUUCAGCUCGGCUGCUGUAUUCGGAUAACAAACUAACAAUUACUGAGGAAUCUGCUGGAAGCGGAAAGCCAACGGUACUUCAUUUCCAGAGCAAGCUCACAGACUCGAGGGUGAUCCAGUGGGAUGCUGCAUUGAAAAAUAACAACCUCUACGUUGAAAUCCCCCGGGCCAUGUUACCUGAAGGCAGCAAAGAAAGUUUCACUGCUCUCCUGGAGUGUGCUGAAGAACAACUGAAAGUCCUCAAUGUUUUUGUUUGUUUCUAUAAGAACCGUGAUGACAGAGCUGCUCUGUUGCGGACCUUCAGCUUUCUGGGCUUUGAGAUUGUGAAACCAGGCCAUGCCCUCAUACCCCAAAGGCCGGAUGUGCUUUUUAUGGCUUAUACCUUUGACAGAGAUUCGUCUGAUGAAGAGUGAAGAAAGUUCAAUCCAUUGCAGAUAGUGGCUACCAGGGGUGGUGGGGUAGUGUGAGGGAGGAGCAUUUUGUGACCCAAGUGCUAUUGCCUUGUAUGCUUUUGUCAUGUUUUUUGAUGCUUAUUGUUUUUAGAUCAAUGUUGCUAGUUUUGAUUCUUAAUUUUUUUUUUUCAACUUGAUUGAGAACAGCAAUUUGCUGACAGCUUUGACAGUGGAAAUGUAUUACAUCAAAGAAACAAGACACAAAAAUCAAUAUGUAAUUCACAUUCUUUCUUAUGUUGUGGAAUGUAAAAAAAAUUCUUAAGCAGAAGCUGUCUGGUUGUGGCAUUUUUUGGGGGUUUUGUUUUGCUGUGAGGAUGUAAAGAAGUAAAAUAAUUACUCAUCAAUCAUUUAUAUAUAAUCUAACUUCCCAAGAAUGAUUUAUCCUAUAAGCAAUCUAUGUUUUAUCUUCAUUACAAGCCAGUAUAGGAAACGUCCUAGCCUUCUAAACUGAGGAUAGUACUGAUUAUGUGUGUGUGGUGUGUGUGUGUGUGUGUGUGUGUGUACGCAUAUAUGCAGACGUGAGAAAGAAUUUGUUGGCCACUUGGCUGACGCAAGUAAGGAUCUAUUGGUUAGAUUUAUUAUCCCAAAGUUUAUUUUUUCUGUUUUCUCUUGCACGAUGUAAUUUGUUCACAAAAGUAGCAUUGUUUAGGAACUGCUGCAUGUGGUAAUAGACAAAAGGAGAAACUGAGUAGGGCAGCGUUUGUCUUUAUAAUGGGGAGGUUACAAUAGAUACAACUGCGUUAAAACUUUUAUUCCUGUGUUUCUGUAAUGAAUUAAAGACCAAAAAUGAAAGCUUCA